Molecule: messenger RNA, 1453 nt
Organism: Gossypium raimondii (Peruvian cotton)
Lineage: Eukaryota; Viridiplantae; Streptophyta; Magnoliopsida; Malvales; Malvaceae
Exons: 6
Coding region: 303-1316 (337 amino acids)
Source: RefSeq, a predicted model, not a curated record
GCACAAAUUCCGUAAGCAACGUAAAUCAUCUGCCAUUUCUAACUUUUGAAUUGAGAGAGAAGGUCAACCAAAACUCCUAAGCCCCACAAGAGGAACAAAACCAUAUAAAAAAAAAACCCCAUAAAUCCUCAAGGAAUCAUUAUAUUCUCUUUUAGAGAUGCUUCCAGAUUUGGUGAUCAAAAGAACAACAAUCAACCAUGUUCAUUUAACUGCUCUUCUGUCUCCGUUAACUGAUUCUUGGAAAAGGCGGCUGUUAGCAACUGCAGGUCAAAAGGAAAUCAAGCACAAGUUUGGGAUUUUGAAUGGCCACACAGUUGCUUCCUGCUCAACUGGAAACUGAUAGUUCACCUGAGGAUCCUCCACUUGUUUCACCUACAGUCAAACUCAGUGAUGGCAGACAUAUAGCUUACAGAGAGAGAGGUGUGCCCAAGGCCAAAUCUAACUGCAAGAUCAUCAUUGUUCAUGGCUUUGGUAGCUCCAAAGAUAUGAAUUUUCAAGUUCCCCAAGAACUAAUAGAGGAACUGGGAAUAUAUUUUCUGCUGUAUGAUCGUGCUGGCUAUGGCGAAAGUGAUCCGAAUCCAAAGCGGUCGGUUAAAAGCGAGGCACUCGACAUUCAAGAGCUUGCUGAUCAAUUACAGCUAGGACCAAAGUUCUAUGUGAUUGGAGUCUCAAUGGGAUCAUACCCCAUCUGGAGUUGCCUCCAAUAUAUACCAGAAAGGCUAGCAGGUGUUGCGAUGGUAGUUCCGGUCAUCAAUUAUCGAUGGCCGUCCUUUCCCGACAGCUUGACCAGAGAAGAUUAUAGGAGACCACUUGUGAAGCUGUUGUAUUGGGUAGCAAAAUACACCCCUGGCCUACUACACUGGUCGGUUACUCGAAAAUGGUUCCCUUCACCUUCUGUCAUGGAAGAAAAGCCCGUAUUCUUCAAUAAAAGAGAUAUGGAAGCCCUGAAGAAAACAGAAGGAUUCCCCAUGCUUACCAAGGAAAGAUUACGAGAACGAUCUGUUUUCAAUACACUCCGCAAUGACUUUCUAGUCUGUUAUGGUGAUUGGGACUUUGAUCCAAUGGAACUGACUAGUCCAUUCCUUCAAAACCAAAACUGUGUUCAUAUCUGGCAAGGUUACGAAGAUAAGAUCGUUCCAUUCGAACUUCAACGAUGCAUUUCGAAAAAGCUACCAUGGAUCCAAUACCAUGAAGUUGCUGAUGGUGGACAUUUACUCGUGCAUUACAAUGGUUUACGAGAGGCCAUAUUACGAGCAAUGCUGCUUGGAGAAGAACAUCACCUGUACAGACCAAGUGCAGAUAAAACUGUCCCCUAAAUUAUCCAUUGUUUCCUUUCAUUCUUUGGAUAUUGUUUGUUGAUAAAAUGUAAAUAUGUGGGUUUAGAUUCAUAAACUUGUGUUUGCAUAAGAUUUGUUAUUCAUUAUUCAAUGAUUGGGAUUUGUUUGCUAUAAAA